UUAUCUAUCUUAAUUUCGAUAAACAAAAGGAGGGGAACAUUUAAAAUCGAAUCGUCCGUUAGUUUGCCAUCAAGCGCGUUUGUUGCAGGACGCGACGGAACGUAAAUAAUUUUUUAAUCUGUUUUGUUUGGACUUUUACGUCAAAGGGAUUCUGUGAUGAGAAUUUUUGUUUACUUGCCAAGAAAUUAUAUUUUGGUUUGUUUGAUUCAUUUCCAAUUUUGUAUUUUCACACGUGAAUAGUUUUUUUGAUAACAAAAUGGAUAUGCAAGUGGAAAUCUAUGCAGGUGAUGUGAGGUUCGACAGAACAUGGGUCGAACAAAUAAUUUUGCAAUUGGCUGAUACGUUUGACAUCCGGAUAGUAUGGGACAGCAAUGCAGCAUUACUGACUACCGUUAUGGCAGUUGCUGGCGGCGUCAUGGGCGGGUAUGCAGGGGGACGGCUCGGUGCUGCUCUGGGUGCCGGGAUUGGUGGAGCCACGGGGUUGGGAGUUUCAACUGUAGUAUCACUCCGAGAAAUAUGGGCCACAGUUAAAGAGAAGCUGAGUGAGCUUCUGUACAUAGUAUUCAACUUCCUCCGGAGACUGGAUCCUCUUGACUACCUGGAAGCCUUCCAGAUCCUCAUGAGGUGCACGGCAAGCCGGAGAGAGCUGGUCUUCACAAUCAUUGAGUUUAUCGCUCAGAAGCUCAACAAGGAAGUCAUGUCAAAUAUGAUUUAUCAAUGAAAAGGUAAAAAUAAAUUACAGUAGGGAGUUGUAAUUUUGUUAGGUCUCAAUUUUACAGUUCAUUGUUUAUUAUCAAGAAUUUAUGUAAACACAGGGAUAACAAGUUAUUCAUUAUGGUUUGACUAUAACAAAGUAUUCUAUGUAAUUCUAAAUGAAAAGUUGAACACAUUUCAAGUUAGAAAUAUGAAUUGAAGAAUAUGUGAAGUCCUGACUUAUUAAUUAGGUCAAAUAAUAGCUAUGAUGAGGCAAAUAGUCAAGUAAGAUUAACAAAUAACAUUUCAAUGAUUAUCAAAAUUAUGGUAACAUCCUUGUUACCUGCACCUGGCUUUUGGAUAGGACAGGACAAAAUCCUUGUUAUGUGUGAUUUUAAUUAAAAAAAAAUGGUAGACUGCACAUUGUGUGAUUAGACAUUAAUUGCUCAAAUAUCUAUCAAAAUGACAAACUUUUAGUUCUUUAGAUUAGAUAGUAAUUCACCUCAUUAAUUAAUUAUCAUGAGGAACACAAUAUUGAAGAUAAUUUAUUCAUGUCCUUGGUUCGAUACUAUGAAGCUUAUGAAUAAACCAUAUUGUUUUUGUAUCAACAACAUAUCAAUUACUAUAUUUGUUUGUGAUAAACAGAAUAUAGUGUCAUUUCGUUUUGUGAUUUCAAACUAACAUCCCCACUCAGAGACAUUUAAUGAUUACUUAAGUCACUCCUUAGUGAUGGAAUGUCAUACAAAUCCUUCACUAAGGAAUGGCUUAAGUAACCAUUAAAUGUCUCUGAGUGGGGACGUAAUAAUGAAUGAGACAGGUUACAACCACUUUUUUUUUGUUGUAAAAAAGUAAUUUGCCUGAAAUAAUGCUUGUCUGUACAUCUAGUGAUAUGUACAAAGUAAUAUUUUAUACAAAUGUGCAAGUAUCACAACUGUACAAUGUAAAACAAAACUGUCCUAUAUCAUAAUUACCGUUCCUAUUCAAAGUUAUCAAUAAUGUGUUCAUAUUUAAUUAUUGCCUUAUUUCUGGCCUACAGUAACAUGGGUAA
Molecule: messenger RNA, 1741 nt
Organism: Helicoverpa zea (corn earworm)
Lineage: Eukaryota; Metazoa; Arthropoda; Insecta; Lepidoptera; Noctuidae
Product: protein C19orf12 homolog
Exons: 4
Coding region: 257-721 (154 amino acids)
Source: RefSeq, a predicted model, not a curated record